AUUUGUCACAGGCUGUCAUACCCCUGUGUAGACAAGCCCGUGACAAUAGAUAGGAUCGUGAUAAAUUUUCUAGGAGAACAUCUACAUUGCUAUGCACAAUAAUACGGGUGCACAUCUUGGCAUGUCAGUGGAAGUUGUGUAGCUGACUAGUGUGUUUAUCAUAUAGAAAUCGCGAAAGCGCCAAGACAUUCUGCUCCGCUGUGCUCCCCUUUUGCUCUUUCGGCUUCGCUGUCAACAUCGCUGACCCUCCGACACUCCAGCCCUACCCUGGUGGACUCAUAGCCAAAGGAUACCACCAUGGCGCCCUCCAGGCCGUCAUCGUCAUCAUGGCUCUCGUUCCUCUUUGCCGCAUUCGCCGUCCUCUCUUUCUCCGUUCCCGCAAAUGCCCUCUACUUCUAUAUGGACGGACGUCAGACAAAAUGCUUCUUUGAGGACUUGCCCAAGGACACUCUGGUUGUCGGACACUACAAGACCGAAGUCAUCAACUACCAGAGUGGCACGUUCGCCGUCGAUCCCAGCCUGACCAUGCUCAUCAGCGUCCAAGAGACCUUUGACAAUGACCAUCGGGUCGUCUUCCAGCGGACAAGUCAUUCAGGCCGCUUCACUUUCUCCGCAGCUGACGCUGGCCAGCACAAGAUCUGCUUGACCCCGGACUCGAACGCGGUGACCGGUGGCUGGCUCUCCGGUGCACCCACAGGUGGCGUCAAAGUAACCCUUGACGUUGCCAUUGGAGAGACGAGCAAGAUUGAAAGUGAGGAUAAGGAUAAAAUGAAGGACAUCGUGCAGAAGGUCAAGGAUCUCAAUGGGCGACUGCAGGAUAUCCGUCGAGAACAGGUGUUCCAGCGCGAACGGGAAGCGGAAUUCCGCGAUCAAUCCGAAGCCACCAAUUCCCGUGUCGUCCGUUGGACUCUGAUCCAGCUCUUCGUCCUCUCCGCAACCUGCGCUUGGCAAUUGUCUCAUCUCCGCUCCUUCUUCAUCAAGCAGAAACUGACUUGAACCACGAAAAUUUAAACAUAGAUAGGAAUGGAGAAGGGAGCAAAGAUACUGUCAAGAUCCCUCUGCUUGCACAGGAAGGGGACUUCCAUGUCAUUUCAUUUCUUCUCGUGUCUAAUAUCUCGAUUACUUUUUAAUUACUUUUUAUGUCUCUUUAUUUCUCCUUUUCAUCUUUUUUGUUUGGUCAUGAAAAUGAUUUAUGUGGGUGAGUUAGUUAACUUGUAUUCCAAGUACCUAUCGUAUAUCCGCCUCAUAUGGAUGAUGGGUCAUGUUGGUAUUGGUAUUAUCCCUUAUGCUAUUAUAAUGUAGAUAAUCAUGGCCAUAAUGAAAAAUUCUAUUCC
Molecule: messenger RNA, 1334 nt
Organism: Monascus purpureus
Lineage: Eukaryota; Fungi; Ascomycota; Eurotiomycetes; Eurotiales; Aspergillaceae
Source: the annotation of a GenBank genome assembly